Mauremys reevesii (Reeves's turtle) is the source of this 2071-nucleotide messenger RNA. RefSeq names its product matrix metallopeptidase 17 (gene MMP17). The record is from RefSeq and is a predicted model, not a curated record. Gene Ontology annotation, molecular function: zinc ion binding; metalloendopeptidase activity. The transcript is spliced from 10 exons. NCBI's taxonomy places the organism in Eukaryota, Metazoa, Chordata, Testudines, Geoemydidae. Gene Ontology annotation, biological process: extracellular matrix organization; collagen catabolic process; proteolysis. Gene Ontology annotation, cellular component: extracellular matrix. Bases 37 to 1821 code for a protein of 594 amino acids.
GCGGCGCAGGACUAGGCGGGAGGGCGGGACGGAGGGAUGCUGCUGGGCACCGCGGGCGCCGGGCAGAGCGGGGGGCUUUCCCGGGAGAUGUUUCUGACCGUCGCCCUCUGGCUGGCUUGGCAGGAAACCUUCGCGGCGCCGACCCCGACGGCCGCUGACCUGAACCUGGGAGUUGACUGGCUGACUAAAUUUGGCUACCUGCCUCCUCCAGGCCCUGUCACAGGACAACUGCAGACCCAGGAAGAGCUUGCAAAAGCCAUCACAGCCAUGCAGCAGUUUGGAGGCCUAGAAGCAACAGGGAUACUAGAUGAAGCUACACUGGAAUUAAUGAAGACACCUCGUUGCUCUCUCCCUGAUCUUGCUGAGUCAGAGACCAGGAAGAAGCGGCACACUCAGGCUGUGACAAAGUGGAAUAAAAGGAACUUAUCUUGGAGAGUCCGCACCUUCCCCAAAGAAUCCCACCUGGGCCAUGACACGGUCCGCGCCCUCAUGUACUAUGCCCUGAAGAUCUGGAGUGACAUUACCCCGUUGAAUUUCCACGAGGUGGCGGGUAACAACGCUGACAUACAGAUAGACUUCUCCAAAGCGGACCACAAUGAUGGGUAUCCCUUUGACGGGCCUGGCGGAACGGUAGCACACGCUUUCUUCCCCGGAGACCAUCAUACCGCAGGAGACACUCAUUUCGAUGAUGAUGAAUAUUGGACCUUCCGAUCAUCAGAUGCCCAUGGGAUGGACCUGUUUGCUGUGGCAGUCCAUGAGUUUGGCCACGCUAUCGGCUUGACUCACAUCUCUGCCUUAGAGUCUAUCAUGAGACCCUAUUACCAGGGACCGGUGGGGGAUCCCCUGAAGUAUGACCUGCCUUACGAAGACAAAGUCAGAAUCUGGCAACUGUAUGGAGUCAGGGAUUCUGUGUCCCCAACAGCCAAGCCUGAAGUAACCAAAACUGACGACCACCCUGUUCUGCCAGAGCUGCCAGAGAACCGCUCCACUGUGCAGCUCAGAAGAGAUGUGCCCAACAGGUGCAACACUCACUUUGACGCUGUGGCUCAGAUCAGAGGCGAGGCUUUCUUCUUCAAAGGCAAGUACUUCUGGAGACUGACUCGCAAUAAACACUUGGUCUCCCUCCAGCCAGCUCAGAUCCACCGUUUCUGGAGGGGUCUCCCCCUCAACAUGGACAGUGUGGACGCGGUGUACGAGAGAACCAAUGACCACAAGAUCGUGUUCUUCAAAGGAGACAGAUACUGGGUGUUCAAAGACAAUAACGUGGAGGAAGGAUACCCUCGGCCAAUAUCGGAUUUUGGCUUGCCGCCGGGAGGCAUCGACGCUGCUUUUUCCUGGGCCCACAAUGACAAGACUUAUUUCUUUAAGGACAGUCUCUACUGGCGCUAUGAUGACCAUGAGCGGAGGAUGGAUCCCGGCUAUCCUUCCGAGACCACUUUGUGGAAGGGCAUUCCAAGCACGUUAGAUGACGCAAUGAGAUGGUCAGAUGGUGCAACCUAUUUCUUCAGGGGCAAGGAGUACUGGAAAGUGUUGGACAAUGACCUGGAAGCAGAACCUGGUUACCCUCAGUCCAUCGCCAGAGACUGGCUGGUGUGUGGGGACAUGCAGUCUGAUUCUCCAGACUCGGCAGGGAGCAGCAGGACUGGGGCGCGCUCCAAGCAAGGGCAGCACGACGAGAGCCGUUCGGAAAACGGCUACGAGGUCUGCUCAUGCACCUCCUCCUCCUCAGAUUCCCUCUCGGCCCGCCUGGCGUUCAGACUCUCAGCAAGCCUUGUGCUAGCAAGUGUGUGGACAGCAGCGGUGGCUUGCGCAGCACUAUGACAUCCAGUAACAUGGACGAGAAGACGUUGCGGUGCUUCAGGGACUGGUGGUGGAUAGAAUCACACCAUGCUACACUGUUACAGCUGAAACAAACAUGCCUAGGAACAUGGCAGCGAAGGUUUCAAGUUCUCCAUGAGAAGUGAACUGGGUUUAUUUUUAUUUUUUAGUUAAAGAUCUAAUAAUGGACUGUGGGUUCUGCACCUUCUUAUCUCCCCAGCCAGCUAAAGAAUAAAGACGUUGCUGAAUAUUA